AUGACAGCCCGUUCAUUACCCCUGAACGGGAUCUACCAAACGCCAAGGAAAGAAGACUCCCUGAGGCGCAGGAAUAUCAAUGGCCCGCAACCCAAGACAAUGGGAAAUGGCACAAGCCCACCAAAUUCAACUUCAAAGUCCAGCAAACGGGGCUCUCUUCUCCGUCGCUGCAGAGAUUCCGCAAGCAAGCACACCUGGACAAUUCCAUUAGUUCUCGUGCUGGCCUUCCUUUCCCUAUAUGCUCUCAACCCGACCGAGUCAAACCCAAUCUCUCAUUUCCUGUUUCUCUCCUAUAAAGAGGAACUUCUGGAAGAUGCUGACCCUAAAGCCCCCACACAGUAUGGCAAGGGUCUGUGGGACAUAGCGUUUGUGUCAUUCUACGUGAUCGUGCUAUCCUUCACGCGGGAAUUUAUCAUGCAAGAAAUUCUUCGCCCUCUAGCAGUCUGGCGUAUCAAAUCGCGGGGGAAGCAAGCCCGUUUCAUGGAGCAGGCGUACACCGCGAUUUACUUUUCAGUCCUCGGUCCCGCGGGGUUGUAUGUUAUGCGCCAGACACCGGUUUGGUACUUCAACACGCGUGGCAUGUACGAACUGUUCCCACACAGGACCCAUGCGGCUGAGUUCAAGCUUUACUACUUGAUUGAGGCGGCUUAUUGGGCACAGCAGGCUAUCGUUAUGCUGUUGGGGAUGGAGAAGCGGCGGAAGGAUUUUACAGAGCUUGUUGCGCAUCACAUUGUGACAUUGGCGCUUAUUGCUCUCAGCUAUCGCUUUCACUUUACGUAUAUUGGAAUUGCUGUUUAUAUCACGCAUGACAUUAGUGAUUUCUUCCUUGCCGUUUCAAAAUCUCUCCAUUACAUAGCCCCGGACAUAAUGAUUCCCUUCUACGCAACCUCGAUCGGCGCCUGGAUAUAUCUCCGCCAUGUGCUGAAUCUUCGGAUCCUUUAUUCCCUUCUAACAGAGUUCCGGACUGUUGGGCCCUACGAGCUCAACUGGGAAACUCAACAGUACAAGUGCUGGAUCUCAAACAUCAUCACAUUCGGACUACUGGCUGUACUCCAAGCUCUCAAUCUGUUCUGGUUGUACUGUCUGCUACGCAGCGCGUUCAAGUUCCUCGCGACAGGCGAGAAGAAAGACGAUCGCUCUGAGCCGGAUGAGUCUGAGAUUGAGCACGAUGAAUUCAAGGUUUCUGGGGGAAUUACUGGCCAGGCUUCGACGAAUGGCAGUGCAUUGCCUAAUGGCAAGUCCCAGGGUGCCGCUAGUGGUCUUGGCCUCUCUAUCAAUGCCAAUGGGGUUCGCUAG
This is a messenger RNA of Penicillium digitatum Pd1, 1296 nucleotides long. Its product is annotated as putative Longevity assurance factor. The record is from RefSeq and is a predicted model, not a curated record. Lineage: Eukaryota; Fungi; Ascomycota; Eurotiomycetes; Eurotiales; Aspergillaceae. Gene Ontology annotation, biological process: ceramide biosynthetic process. Gene Ontology annotation, molecular function: sphingosine N-acyltransferase activity. Gene Ontology annotation, cellular component: membrane.